Messenger RNA from Zonotrichia leucophrys gambelii, 2484 nucleotides. Its product is annotated as disintegrin and metalloproteinase domain-containing protein 21-like. The record is from RefSeq and is a predicted model, not a curated record. Gene Ontology annotation, cellular component: plasma membrane; external side of plasma membrane; sperm head plasma membrane. Gene Ontology annotation, molecular function: metalloendopeptidase activity. NCBI's taxonomy places the organism in Eukaryota, Metazoa, Chordata, Aves, Passeriformes, Passerellidae. Gene Ontology annotation, biological process: proteolysis; male gonad development.
AUGUCCUCUGCUGCAGCAGGGUGGGCUGCCUGGAGGCACCCGGGCAGCGCUCGGCGAUGCCGCCGCAGGUGCCGUUUCCCGGGGAGUGGCCCGGCCCGGCCGGCACGACGGCAGUUGGAGCCUCGGGGCGGUUCCGCCCGGGCUGGGCCCUUCCAGGUUCUAUCCCCGCUCGGGCGGGGGCGGCCGGUACCGGCGGCCGCGAUGGGGCCUCUGCCGGGGCUCCUGCUUCUGCUGCUGCUGGGCGCGGCGGGGUGCCCCGGGGCCCGGGGGGCCCGGCCCGCGGAGCCGCGCACCGCGUGGGUGACGGUGCCGCGGCAGCUGAGCCCCCGCCGUGGCGACGACGCCCCGGCCCUCUCCUACUGGCUGAACGUGGGCGGGCGGCCGCGGGUGCUGCGCCUGCAGCCCAGGAGGGGCCUGGUCUCCCGCCCCUUCACGCUGGUCACCUACGGCCGGGACGGGGCCCGCCGGGAGGAGCACCCCUUCGUACGGGACAACUGCUUCUACCAGGGCGACGUGGUGGGGAGCCCCGGCUCCCUUGUGGCCCUCAGCACGUGCGGCAGGGGCCUCCACGGCGUGCUCUGGGUGGAGGACGAUACGUACCAGAUCGAGCCCGUCCCCAAUGAUCUGGCCUUUCGGCACAUUCUCUACCGCAUGGAGGGAGACAACAGCUCCGAGGGAGCCAGCUGCGGACUGACGCCGGAGGUGCUGCAGCAGCAAAAGGCUGUGCUGCCGUGGUUCAAAGCUCCCAAGUCAGCGGGGGAGAACGAAAAGCUGAGGGACUGGUGGACGCACAUCACGUAUGUGAAGAUGGUAGUGGUCGUGGACCACGUGCGGUAUGUAAAGUCAGGCAGGAGCAAAUCCAGAGUCUUGAAGGACGUCAUGCAAGUCAUCAAUGCUGGGGACAUUUUGUGCAAACAGCUUUCUAUCCGGCUGUUUGUUAUAGGAUUGGAGAUCUGGACUGAAAAGAACUUUAUAAAUAUUACUAACUCUAUUGCCCCGGUACUUAAUGCGUUUAACUCCUGGAGAAAGUCAAACCUGUUACCUCGGAUGUACCAUGAUGUUGCUCACUUAUUUGCAUAUCAGUGGUUUGGAAGCAGCUUGGGAUUGGCAUAUAUAGGGACAGUGUGUGAUAAGCACUGGGCAGCAGCUGUUAUUUCCUUCACUGAUAAAAAGGUGUCUGUAAUUACUAUCACAUUUGUCCAUGAGCUGGGCCAUAAUCUUGGGAUGGUUCAUGAUAAACCGGAUUGUAAUUGCAGACGCAAGAAAUGCAUUAUGUAUGAAAACAAUGUUGACACUGACUCGUUCAGUGACUGCAGUUACAAACAGUACUUUGAGCUGGUUGUAAAUGGUGCUCCAUGCCUUCGUCAGCCACCAGCACCUGGCAGUUUCAUCACCGGGAUGAGUGAAUACUGUGGGAAUAAAAUAGUAGAAAGUGGAGAGCAAUGUGACUGUGGUUCAGCAGCAAGCUGCCGAAGGGAUCCUUGUUGCCGCACAAACUGUACAUUUACUGCAGGUUCAGACUGUGCAUCUGGAAGAUGCUGCAAGAACUGUAAGGUCCUUCCAGCAGGAACACUCUGCAGAGCAAGUACUGGCAGCUGUGACCUGCCAGAGUAUUGCAAUGGAACUUCCUCUCAGUGCCCGCUGGAUGUAUACCUACAAGAUGGAACUCCUUGCAAUGAUGGUGUUUAUUGCUAUCAAGGAAAAUGUUCAUCCCACAAUGAAAAGUGCCAGCGUCUCUUUGGCAAAUAUGCCAAGGUUGCUCCUUUAGAUUGCUUUAAAGCAGUGAACACUCAAGGUGACCGGUUUGGGAAUUGUGGUAUUCGUGACAAUAUCUAUUUUGAAAAAUGCAGUACUAAGAAUGUCUUAUGUGGUAGGAUUCAGUGUGAAAACGUAGUCAUAAUACCUUUCUUGCAGAACCAUGUAACGCUAGUCCAAACUCCUGUUCGAGGUAAAAAUUGCUGGGGCCUCGACUAUCAUGUAGGGAUACCAAGAGCAGAUGUGGGAGCUGUGGAAGAUGGCACACCAUGUGGUAGUGAUAUGCUUUGUAUCAACAGGACGUGUAUGAGUGUAUCAGUGCUGAACUACGACUGCAACAUGACAAAGUGUCAUGACAGAGGAGUGUGUAACAAUCACAAGAACUGUCACUGUGAGUAUGGCUGGGCUCCUCCAUAUUGUGAAUUGGAAGGAUAUGGAGGUAGUGUUGACAGUGGACCCCCUCCACCUAAGAAGGCUGAGAGACUAAAAGUAAGACUAGUGCUACUUGGGUUUUAUUCUGUGUGUUUUGUUGGAAUAGUCCUUUCCAUCCGUUAUAGACAGAAAAUAGAGGGAUGGCUUGCGAAGAAAAAAGCCCAAUUCCAUAGAAAAUUGUUUCAAAGACCGAAAAAAAAAGAAGUUCCUAAAGAAAAGUCGCCUGCUGGUGAGUUAAAAUCCACCAAAGAUAAAAAGGCAGCACCUUGGGAUGUUAUUGAGGAACUAUCAGAUUGA